GAACGCACCAGCUCCCCUGUAAAGUGGGCCGGAAACCCCGUAGUCGGCCCGAGCCGCAGCCGCCAUUCGUUUGUUGGUCGCCGCAAAAUCCAAAAUGGCAGGAGCCGACGGAGACGAUUCGCUCUACCCUAUCGCCGUUCUCAUUGACGAAUUGAGGAACGAAGAUGUUCAGUUGCGACUGAACAGCAUCAAGAAGUUGUCCACUAUUGCACUGGCUCUCGGUGUGGAGCGGACUCGUACUGAACUGCUUCCUUUCCUCACAGACACCAUCUACGAUGAAGAUGAGGUGCUCUUGGCCUUGGCUGAGCAGCUGGGCAAUUUCACCAUGUUGGUGGGAGGCCCAGAGUAUGUCCACUGUCUCCUGCCUCCCCUCGAGAGCUUAGCAACAGUGGAGGAGACCGUUGUCCGAGACAAAGCAGUGGAGUCUCUCCGUAAGAUUUCUCAGGAGCAUUCUCCAGUGGACCUGGAGGUCCAUUUUGAGCCCUUGGUCAAGCGUCUGUCCUGCGGUGACUGGUUCACCUCUCGCACAUCUGCCUGCGGGCUCUUUAGCGUCUGUUAUCCUCGCGUCUCCAGCACUGUCAAGGCUGAGAUACGCCAGCAUUUCCGCACCCUGUGUUCAGAUGACACCCCUAUGGUCCGCCGCGCUGCCGCUUCCAAACUGGGCGAGUUUGCCCGAGUUUUGGAGCUGGAUUAUGUUAGAAGUGACAUCAUCUCCCUCUUUACGGCUCUGGCCUCCGAUGAGCAGGACUCUGUGCGGUUGCUGGCAGUGGAGGCAUGCGUCAGUAUUGCUACUCUGCUGCCUCAGGAGGACCUGGAGACCCUGGUCAUGCCCACCCUGCGACAAGCCGCCGAGGACAAAUCCUGGAGGGUCCGUUACAUGGUGGCUGACAAGUUCUCUGAGCUUCAAAAAGCAGUGGGUCCAGAAAUCACAAAGAAUGACCUGGUCCCAGCCUUCCAGAACCUUCUUAAGGAUUGCGAGGCUGAGGUCCGUGCCGCUGCAGCGAACAAAGUCAAAGAAUUCUGUGAGAACCUCCCGGAGGACAAUCGUGAGCAGAUCAUCAUGACUCAUAUCCUACCCUGCGUCAAGGAACUGGUUUCGGACACCAACCAACAUGUGAAGUCAGCACUGGCCUUGGUCAUUAUGGGCCUUUCUGCCAUCUUGGGCAAGGAUAACACAAUAGAGCAUUUACUGCCUCUCUUCCUGGCGCAGCUCAAGGACGAGUGCCCCGAGGUGCGUCUCAACAUCAUCUCCAACCUGGACUGUGUCAACGAGGUGAUCGGCAUCCGUCAGCUGUCCCAGUCGCUCCUGCCGGCCAUUGUGGAGCUGGCCGAGGACGCCAAGUGGAGGGUCCGCUUGGCCAUUAUAGAGUACAUGCCCCUGUUGGCCGGUCAACUGGGAGUGGAAUUCUUCGACGAGAAGCUGAAUACUCUUUGUAUGGCUUGGCUUAUUGAUCAUGUGUACGCCAUCCGCGAGGCUGCCACCUGUAACCUGAUGAAGCUCGUGGAGAGGUUUGGAGCAGAGUGGGCGCAGAACACCAUUGUGCCCAAAGUUUUGGGCAUGGCCAACGACCCCAAUUACCUCCACAGGAUGACCACUCUUUUCUGCAUCAAUGCCCUGUCUGAUGCAUGCGGUCAGGAAAUCACCACCAAGCAGAUGCUCCCCGUGGUCCUCAAGAUGUCCAACGACCAGGUGGCCAACGUGCGCUUCAACGUGGCCAAAUCUCUGCAGAAGAUCGGCCCCAUCCUGGACGAAGGCACGCUGCAGGGUGAAGUGAAGCCAGUGCUGGAAAAGCUGGCCACUGAUACCGACAUGGACGUCAAGUACUUUGCGCAGGAAGCCAUCAGUGCUCUUUGGCAUAAGUGAAGUCUCGACUCAACCGUUUUUCAAGAUAUUUAUUGAUGUUCAAGAUCAAUGGCUAACUGUAUAGACCAAUCUGAUAAGUAAGAUUUUUCCUCCUGUCCCGCCAUCCUUCAAGCCCGUCACUGUAAAUGGAUGCUUCACAGUCAAGUGCUGCAUGCUGACUAAUAGUCACCAGCUAGCUACCGACCCCAUCUCACAUUCCUCUUUUACUUGAUUGUUUUAGCAACAUCAAAAUGUGAUAUUCUAACUACUACUACUACUACAAGUGGUUCAGACGUGACAUCUUCAUAGACUGAUAAGGACCAGCUUUCUUGUCAUGUUGCUGUCUGUCCUUACAAGACAGGAGAAAGUAGUGGAUUUGUGCCAAUCAAAGAAGUCAACAGUUUUUUUUUUUUUUUUGUUUUGUUUUUUUUGGUUUUUUUUUCGGUACACCAGACAAGAGCAUUUGAUCUGGCCUGCUGUGCUGUUCUAGAAACGAGUCGCUCCUGAAAUGUGGGCCCUCAAAGGACUGUAUGGAAGCAAAAUGGUUCCCCCACCCUUGCUUUAUAUAUACUUUACACAAUACAUGUGAGAUGGUUGAACACAUUCAUGCACUCUAGCAGUUAGCUGUUGUUGGUUAAAGUUAUGUUACUGCAACACACAUUGACUCAAAUCCACCUCGCACUGAAUACAAUUUCACGGCUCAAUGAAGAUCAAAAAGCUCUUGACAAGAAAAAUUGACACAGAAAUCAGUUUGUCUCUCUAGUUGUCAAAAUAGAAGUACAAUAACAAGAGGAGCAACCAGGAAACAAACAUGGACUUGAAAGAAUUCAGAUUUGAUUGAAGUCCUUGAAAAUUGCUCCAUCAGUAUGAUUCCUCCAAGGUUAUUUGGCAAAGUUGUGUUUUAAUGGUGUUGUUGUCGUUGGGGGUGGGGGGUGGACAAGACUCGUAUGGACGAGAAAGUUGUUGUUCAACAUUGUUGAUGACCAGUGUGCUUUUAUUGUUCUUUUCAGUGCUUCACACAUUUGAUGCCGUUCUACUGUAUCUUCAUCUGAAUAAAGUAACAGAGAACA
Molecule: messenger RNA, 2913 nt
Organism: Syngnathoides biaculeatus (alligator pipefish)
Lineage: Eukaryota; Metazoa; Chordata; Actinopteri; Syngnathiformes; Syngnathidae
Gene: ppp2r1bb
Product: protein phosphatase 2, regulatory subunit A, beta b
Exons: 15
Coding region: 95-1864 (589 amino acids)
Biological process (GO): protein dephosphorylation
Cellular component (GO): cytoplasm; protein phosphatase type 2A complex
Molecular function (GO): protein binding; protein phosphatase regulator activity
Source: RefSeq, a predicted model, not a curated record